Clonostachys rhizophaga is the source of this 1311-nucleotide messenger RNA. NCBI's taxonomy places the organism in Eukaryota, Fungi, Ascomycota, Sordariomycetes, Hypocreales, Bionectriaceae. The record is from the annotation of a GenBank genome assembly.
AUGAUGAAUCCAUCACCUGAAAGCAGUGCGUCCAUCUAUGCUGAAUUACUAGUCAAUAUCAGGCAAGUAUCUGUGGUUGCAAACCUGCCGUCCCCUGUCGAUAGCUCAACCAAGGCCGCGAUUGAUGGCCAGACAAUUCGACUGCAACACCAAUCCCAAUCCAGCACCUUGGUUAUACCCGCCCGGGUCGUAGCACCCCCCAUUCUCCCUCUACCGGAUCUGAAGCAACGGACGGUAAAGCUAAGUUGGAGACUCCCUUUGUCGACAGCAGUACCCAAACCAGCCAGUCUCUCGCUAGAGGGCCAAGCUUUGCCCUGGGGUUCCGUCGACAUACAGAAAGAAUCGCCUAUUCAAUGCCGUGGAUGUCAUCAUGAGAUAGUGCCUCGGGGGGCCAUUAAAGACUGGAAAGAUUUGCCUAGUGAGAACUGGGCGGAGAUGAUGGAGUUUUGGCAUUGCCAUAAACCCCAUGAUCAUGAGAAACAUGAUGAUGACAAACUUACACAACGUGGCUAUGGGGCAAGUAAUGCAAUAGCCGCCCAGCCAAACGUUGGGUUUGUCGACCUCACUUCCUUCAUGGUCGCUGAACAAGAUUGUAAUGGUCUACUGGUGAGUACAUACCUCGCCCAACCCAAACCCGGCCAAGCGUGCUCGACUUCGACGACGACGGGGGGAAAGAAGUUGGCCAAGCCGGUUCUCUUCUCUCCCUCCAUGAAGGAAUCGGGGUUCCAAUCUAGCGAACUCGCUUUAGAAGCUGACCCGUCAUCGAAGUGGCAACAUAUAUCUUGCAAGGCCUGUCAGUCUGAAGUUGGGAUCUACAAUGUCGCAGCAUCGUCGCUAUCUUUAUUCAAGUGGCAGACGCUGUGUCAAACAGAGGCACCCAUGCCUGUACCCAACAGCGUCCACUGCCUUGCCGCCACUCUAACGGCGUCGAUCUCGCGGACCGGGUCUUCGAAAUUUGUUGUCCUACCGCACCUCCUCUCUCAGAAGAAUGAGGACGCGGCGGUCAACCCAGCGAAGGCACUUCAUCUCUGGGUAUUAAAUCCUUAUGUCGUUUUUGCAAGCUCAAAGCUCGAGACCAAGAAGACGGCCAUGAAAAUUCUGUAUCAAUUCCUCGAUGUCGAGCAAGGUAAUAAACUAGCUGAUGACCUGAACUCGGAUGUCCAGGACAUAUCUCUACCCAGUCGCGUUGUAGAAACCGCGGGACACCAUUUGGUCUCCAGCAGCCUUCUCCUCCCUGAGAGCGAUAGGAUAUUCAGGGAAUGGCAUGUCGGGCUCCUGGACCGGUGGGAUUCAAGUCUUGUAGAUCCAUAG